Molecule: messenger RNA, 594 nt
Organism: Microplitis mediator
Lineage: Eukaryota; Metazoa; Arthropoda; Insecta; Hymenoptera; Braconidae
Exons: 1
Coding region: 1-594 (197 amino acids)
Source: RefSeq, a predicted model, not a curated record
AUGGAUCUACAGCUCAAUGAACUAAUUGCGAAAUUUUGGGAACAAGAAGAGCCCAAAACAACUGAAAGCACUCGAUAUUCCGACGACGAUUUACUUUGUGAAGAGCACUUUAAAACUACACACACAAGAAGUGCUGACGGUCGCUACAUAGUCCGGUUGCCUAUUGAAGAUCUUGAUACUCCGUUAGGAGAUUCGGUUAGGUCAGCACAAUACUCGCUACGUCGAAUAUUAAAGAGAUUAGACGCUGAUAAGAGCCUCAGUGAGCUCUGUCACUCCUUUAUGAUGGAGUAUAAGCAACUAGGGCAUAUGAAAGAGAUUCCGCUAAAGGAUUUGCCGCAAAACAGUUAUUUUCUACCGCAUCAUGGAGUACUUCGAGAGCAAAGCACUACGGCGAAGCUCAGGGUCGUGUUCAACGGCUCCUGUAGCACCUCUACUGGAAUUUCGCUAAACGACAUGCUUCAUGUUGGCCCAAAAGUACAAAUAGAUAUUUGUGACGUAUUGCUUCGAAUUCGCAGCCAUGCAGCUCUCUUUGGGACAGACAUCACCAAGAUGUUUCGCCAAAUGAACGUUGAGCCACAAGACUGGCCACUUUAG